Rhinocladiella mackenziei CBS 650.93 is the source of this 561-nucleotide messenger RNA. RefSeq lists its product as uncharacterized. Bases 1 to 561 code for a protein of 186 amino acids. Lineage: Eukaryota; Fungi; Ascomycota; Eurotiomycetes; Chaetothyriales; Herpotrichiellaceae. The record is from RefSeq and is a predicted model, not a curated record. The transcript has a single exon.
AUGGCACCGAGUCGUCAUUCUCAAGAGACAAGAAAUUCGCUGCAUAUCGGGGAUGUGAACCAUCCCGUUGUACUGGCGACUAAGGGCAGUUUCAUGCGGCGGUCGGACGCCGGCCUGAUCGAUGAAGACAAGGCAUUAUGCAAGGAACUUCUUCGUGCCGUGCAGCCAAAAUCUGUCAAUCCUUUAUUUAAUGACCUAUACGACAGAUUCAACACGCUUCUACGCGACCGAUCUGAGUCUCGAAUUUACCUCGAAUUACAUCCCCUUAUUGUCCCUUCAGCUGAGAACCUCUACAUCAUGGGACGUGAAGAGUUUGGUGGUCUCAUUGAAGGCCACAACGAUGCGUGGGUGAAAGCGAUUCCAUUCUACGGACCGCGUCCGCAACCCGAUCACACUUACGGGUUUAAGUGGUCUAACUUUACUGAGAUACAACGAAAGAAACUCAAUAUCGACCCAGGCGAAAAAAUCCUACUAUACGACGCGAGAAGAUGUUUAUUUCCCUUUCCUGACGAGCGAAGUCAAAUGCGGCAAGCAGGGACUCGAUCUCGCCGAUCGGCCUAA